CAGAAUCCGGCACUCAUUCGCGGAGCAGAGACAGCGGGUCAGUCCGGGCGGUCCCGGGCUCUCUCACCGGGAACAGGAGCUCAGUCCGGGCAGUCCCGAGCUUUCUCACCGGGGAUAGGGGCUCAGUCCGGGCGGUCCUGGGCUCUCUCACCGGGGACAGGGGCACAGCCGGGCCGGUCCCGGACUCGCUUUCUGGGGCAGGGCUCCCCUCCAGGGGAUGGCACGGCGGCGCGGUGAGUCGAGCAGCCCGGGUACAGAGCGUAGCCUGGAGGCGAGCAGCCGGGAGAUGAGUGAGCCGUGGAAAGGGGCUCUGGGCUGUGUGGGGGUGGCCCUGCUCUUUCUCAUGACCAUCGGGGUACUGUACUGGCAAGUGGCCGAACGGCCAGAGCCUGCCUGGCUGAUGAAGGGCCAGCUCAGCGGGCUGCUGUGGCACAGCAAGAAGUCAGCGCUGGCCCUUCGCUCCGUGCUCGGGGAGCAGCCUUUCGCCCUUAUCCAGCCCCGGCACCUGCCACUUUCCGGACACACGCUCCUUACCAACCAUUGCUGGUUCAACCAGAGCCGCCUGUGCUCCAGCUGGGACGGCGUGAGUGAGCUGCAGAUCCUGCUAGAACCCAUCAACCAGAGCCUGGCCGAAUGUUACCGAGUGGAAUGGACCCCUAGACACUGCCAAGUGGCCCUCAAGGACUGUUUCUCCAUGGACAAUGUGUCAUGGUAUGGAGGAGGAAGCAUGCAUUCUCAGUACUGGCCCAUUAACAAUGCUGACAUUGACUCCCAACCUUUCAUCAUCAGCAACCUACAGGACACGCCCACAGGCUACGGAUCAGUGUUGGAGCGGUAUUUCCUUGGAUCAACAGGCGUGGCGGUGCAAGUUCAGCCAGAAGUCCCAGUACACAUUGGGAUUGAGAGCGAGAAGUGGCUGUGCCUGGGGAUUCCACCCAGUGCUGAGAUGGUACCUCUGAGGUACACCGUGUGUGUCAGUGACAGCCUCACAGCAGUCCACCAGCAAGUUGGAAGAAUGACCCCUGCAGCUCUCCCAGACACUGGCGUCUUACAGUUUCCAUUCUGGAGAUUACAGAAAGCUGCUGAUAUUGUUCCAAAACUCGAGCACAACCUCAGAUCAUUGUCCAACAAACUGAAGCAGCAUCAGCUGGGAGACGGUGUCCUCGAUCUCACUGAGCAACACACACAGCUACUAUUUGCAGAGGAACACAGUGCACCUGACAGCCCAGGGAAGACUCGCAUUCCAAACAGCAGAUACCCAAACUUGCAUCAGCUGAGACUGUGCAUCACACUCUCCCCCUACAUCAGCAUUGACUCCAACCAGUUCCGGACAAUCCUACAACGAGGGAGGGAACAUUUCUGGAUCAGCCUUCCAGCAACAACACAUUCACCUCAGGUCCCUUUCGUGAUGAAGUGGAGGGGAAAGUUUGUCGUCAAGUUGAAUCUCAGUAAUGAGGAAGCACGUGACUGGUUUGUGGCCCAGGCCCACAGGCUUCACAGAAGGUUAGAAGUCAAAUACAUCACUCUGGAAGGAGGAGAGGGAAGGCCCAAUAUCGAAUGGUUUCAGCAUCAUUCUGGGCAAUUCAGCAGUGAUGAAUACAUCACCCAGUUCACACUGCUGGCUGAGGAGCUGGGAAAUACAACCAUUAUAUCAACUGCUACACAGACCGCUCACAUCCCUGUCUUUGUUCGGAUGGCUCCUCGCCAGUCAGACUGGAGUUAUGCAGGACUGAGGGGGCUCAUUCCCACUGUUCUUCACUACAGCUUGCUAGGAUACAGUUUCUUCAUUCCGGAUGCUGUAGGAGGCUCGCUGACAAAAGGAUUCCUUGCGGAUGAGGAACUAUUUAUUCGUUGGUUGCAGAUUGUGACCUUCUUACCAGUAAUGUCAUUCAGUACCCCGCCCUGGGUCUUUGGUGAGAACUGGAUUGUGAAUGUGACCCAGAUGUGCAUACAAAGACACCAGAGCUUUGUGGUGCCACUCAUUAUAAAACAGGCUGCAGAGCUGGCAUCCCUCGGGCACCCUGUGUUUCGACCACUCUGGUGGGUCAGUCCAGGUGACCCAAAGACAUUGACUGUUGAUGACGAGUUUCUGAUUGGAGAUGAGGUACUGGUGGCACCAGUGACGGCACCAGGCAGAGUUCACAGAGACAUCUACCUGCCAGGAAGCAGUUACCAGUGGAAGGAUAUGAACACUGCACAGGUAUUUGAUGGUGGUACCCUCCUGCAGGAUUACCCAGUACCCCUGACCAAUGUGCCAGUUUUUAUCAGGCAGGACUCUUAGAGACAGCACAUGGUAUCCUAGGUCCCUGAAGAGACCAAAACCGUUCCGAAUUCCUGGAGAAGCAGAUUCCUUCCUGACCAGAGGAUGACUGUCUACUGAAUGUCAGCACAUGUUUGAGAAAAGGCACCAGCCUGUCAGCUCCGUGGCAAGGAAGCUCAUAAAUAUUGACUCUUCUGUCUAUCGAUGUAACUCACAUUGCCAAGAGGUUAACAGUGCCAGCACAAUGCACCUUGCGAGUAAAAAUGAACUGCCUCCUGACCAACCAAUCGAUAGGGUGUUCUUCAGGCACUACAGACUUAGCUUGAAGCUCUUAUCCCCUGAUUUAGGGUCUAGGCAUAUUGCCACAGGUCAGGGAUCGGAUCAAGCCAGAUUUCACUACCUUUAUCAUAGCCAUCAGCCGUUUACGUGUCACAGCCUUACAGAUUACUUUAACACAUUGAUAUGAGAGUUUAAAUGGUCACCAAGUUGAUCCCCAACACACUCCCAGGACAGGGUUAGAUACAGAUUAAAGUUGACUCUACACUAACCCCAUCAAACACUCCCAGGAGUGGAACAACAUGGGGUUAGAUACAGAAUAAAAAUCUUUCCCAAUCAAACAGUCUCCAGACAGGGACAGGACGGGGUUAGAUACAGAGGGAAAACUCCCUCUGUGGUACAACACACAGCAUGCUUUUUAUGUGAAGAUUGAUUUAUAAUGAAGUAGAAAUUGUGCCUUUAACUGUCAGUCAACGCAAUUACAAUCUUUUUAAAGAGUAAUUAAAAUCUGUUUCCAUUUAUAGAUGUGUCUUGAAAACAAAUUGCUCAAUCUUUUCUGCAAGUUGUAUAGAUCUUCAUGUAUCAAGUCACGUGCCACGUC
This is a messenger RNA of Stegostoma tigrinum, 3137 nucleotides long. Its product is annotated as SITS-binding protein. Gene Ontology annotation, biological process: carbohydrate metabolic process. Bases 218 to 2281 code for a protein of 687 amino acids. Gene Ontology annotation, molecular function: hydrolase activity, hydrolyzing O-glycosyl compounds. The transcript is spliced from 10 exons. NCBI's taxonomy places the organism in Eukaryota, Metazoa, Chordata, Chondrichthyes, Orectolobiformes, Stegostomatidae. The record is from RefSeq and is a predicted model, not a curated record.